AUGGAGCCACAAAUAAUAAAGAGCAAGCCACUUUCAAAAGAUGAAAGCAAAGCCUUACUCGAACUUACUGAAAUGAGCAAAAUUAUAAUAUCUAAAGCCACAAACGCCAGCAGCAAUAAAAUGAAAGACAAAGAGUGGGUACGAAUAGCCGAGCAGUUUAAUGCUACAGCAACAAGUUGUCGUCGGACACCACAACAGCUUCGGCUGAAAUGGAAGAAUUUAAAGAAGAAUGCACGUAAACGUUGCACUAAAAUAAGAAUGAACAGCAUAAACGGAACCCGAGCACUUUUUGUAGUGAUUAGUGAUGGUGGUGGUAUCGUGCCAAAUGGAAAUGGUGUAGAGGAAUUAGGUGGUGAUGCUAGGGUCAAUCUAGAAAUCCUAGAGUUUCAGGACACACCAGUGCCAGAUCCGCAAAAGGAAAUGGUUGUGACCCCUACUUCUCCACAUUCAGCAAUGGCUCAGGUUAACACCAAUGCUGUUGCUGAACAAAAUAAAGUUUCGGAUACACCACGGAGAGUAACAUUCAAUGUUCCUAAAACAGGUAAAAGGAAAUUGCAGGGUGAUGGGUCCAAAUCUGCUAGAGACAGUGCCAUUGCAGAAUAUUAUACAUUUAAAAAACUGUGCCUGGAGUCAAAAUUAGAAAAUAAAAAACUUAAAUUAGAAAAUGAAAAACUUCUAUUAGAAAUAGAAAAUUUUAAGAAAUAG
Molecule: messenger RNA, 705 nt
Organism: Parnassius apollo (apollo)
Lineage: Eukaryota; Metazoa; Arthropoda; Insecta; Lepidoptera; Papilionidae
Source: the annotation of a GenBank genome assembly